Talaromyces proteolyticus is the source of this 876-nucleotide messenger RNA. RefSeq lists its product as uncharacterized. NCBI's taxonomy places the organism in Eukaryota, Fungi, Ascomycota, Eurotiomycetes, Eurotiales, Trichocomaceae. The record is from RefSeq and is a predicted model, not a curated record. Bases 1 to 768 code for a protein of 255 amino acids. The transcript has 2 exons.
AUGUUCUCCAAGAUCGCUAUCGCUGCUACCGCCCUUGCCGGCGCUGCCUACGCCACUACUGGCGAGACUGUCACUGCCACUGGCCUUGCUGUCACUGCUGUCAACGCCAACGACGGCUCCGGUGCCGGUACUGAUGCCUACACCAUGUACAGCGGUGACGGCUCCGCCGGUUCUGGCUGGCCCGACCAGUCUACUUGGGUCUCUUACUCCGACAUGUUCGAGAACAACAAGCCCUUCAUGCAAGCUCACUGCGGGAACUUGGGCUGGGGUGACAACGACUCCGACGCUGAGAUCCAGGCUAUCCAGGAUGCCAUUGAUACCGUCGCCACCGCCACCUUCGUUGACCACCGCUUCAUCCUGGCUGUCAUCAUGCAGGAAUCCGGCGGCUGCGUUCGUGCCCCUACCUCCGUCUACAGUGUCAGCAACCCCGGUCUGAUGCAAGACCACUCUGGUGCUUCCACCUGCAACCCAGGCUCUUCUGGCUCUGCCCAGUCCAUCUCUCCUUGCCCCGACGACCAGAUCUCUGGCAUGAUCUCUGACGGAACUGCCGGAACUGACGCUGGCGACGGUCUCGCUAACUGCCUUAACCAGGCCACUGGCACUGGUUCCCAGGCCUUCUACGAAGCUGCCCGUAUCUACAACUCCGGCAGCGUCGACCCCUCCGGCGACCUCGGCGCUGGUGUUGCUACUCACUGCUAUGCCUCUGACAUUGCCAACCGUCUUACUGGCUGGGUCAACGCUGCCCACGGUUGCACUCUUGACGGUUAAACAAAAGAAUUAUCGACCAUGAGAAGAUGAUUUUUCCUUAGCCACCUUGUUUUUUUUUAUAGCUCCAAGAGAGAUUGCAUCUGAUUACAUACAUGUAACAAGGGUCCA